Nothoprocta perdicaria is the source of this 820-nucleotide messenger RNA. RefSeq names its product transmembrane protein 150A (gene TMEM150A). NCBI's taxonomy places the organism in Eukaryota, Metazoa, Chordata, Aves, Tinamiformes, Tinamidae. The transcript is spliced from 7 exons. Bases 1 to 750 code for a protein of 249 amino acids. The record is from RefSeq and is a predicted model, not a curated record.
AUGGCGGCAGGGUACGCCAUGGCGCUCUCCAACAACCACAUCUGCCCCGUGCAUAACUGGAACUACAACCAGUCGUGUGGCAUGGACGGCCCCGGCUUGUGCUGCACGCUGGAUCACAUCCCCCUGGUGAGCAAGUGUGGCACCCUGCCCCCCGAGAGCUGCUUCUUCAGCCUCAUCUGCAGCCUGGGCUCCUUCAUGGUGAUCCUGGUGGGGCUGCUGCGGUACGCGCAUGUCCUGGAGUGCUGCGGGCCCUCRCUGCUCAACACGCUGGGGCUGGCCACCGGCUGGGUCUGCGCUGCCGGCCUCACCAUGGUYGGCAACUUCCAGGUGGAUCAUGCCAAGGUGCUGCACUACAUCGGCGCUGGCGUGGCCUUCCCCACCAGCAUGCUCUUCGUGUUCCUCCAGUCCAUCCUCACCUACCGCAUGGCCAAAACUCGCGGGCACUACUGGACCGGACACUUGCGUAGCAUCCUCACAGCCAUGGCCUUCAUCACCCUCGUCUUCAGUGGUGUCUUCUUCAUCCAGGAGAGCUUCGUGCUGCAGCACGUGGCUGCCCUGUGCGAGUGGAUGUUCAUCAUCGACGUCCUGGUCUUCUACGGCACCUUCACCUUUGAGUUUGGGGCCAUCUCCACGGACACCUUCCUGGUCCUCCUGAAAGCCAGCCGGGCCCCCAAGAGUUACAAAGCCGAGAGCAGCGCGUCCAGCACGGCCCACAUCCACAGCCACGCGGAGGGCCUGGCCAUGAUCUGACCCCGCGGGUGGGACRCAGCAGGGACCAGACGAUGGGACAGUGCAAGCGAUUCCCCUGCCUCGCAGGGCU